UAAGAAAUGGAAAGGCACACAACCAGGACAGUUUGAUAUUCUUGAGGGGGCGUGUCAGACGGCGAUUUGAAUACACAGUGGCUCGCUUUGACUAGCAUUUGCUGUGGAGUUCAGACGUUCGGUUCAGCUGAUCACUGUGGGUUUCAGUUCUGCUGGCAAGGGUGAGGGUGCUGGGUGACUGCCUGCCUCCUUAUAAAACCCUGCACCUGCCACCUAAACCUCUCCUUUCCUUCGCUCCUGGUUCUGAAUCAGCAGCUCCUCCCAAGUUGUUGCUGAAAAGGGUGUGUCGCAAGAUGAGGUGUGCAGUUGUUCUUCUGGCGCUUCUGCUCUCCUUGUCUGCACUAUCUGCCGCCACUGCUGAAGCGCACAAGGAACAAUUGGGCGACAAUGCGGUUUCGUUAACCGGUCGGAAAUGGUUGAGAGGCCGGAAGAUAAUGGCAGCACCGAGGAAUGGAGAUGGCAAGAGCACAGGAGCAAAUGAGGAAGCAGAUGCGUCUGCUGAAGCUGUACAUGAUUCGGGUAAAAGGAGCAAGGGAUCAGCAACUCACUCCAUGUUUCAGGAAGCAAGGCAUGGCGAUACGGCUGCCGUGGCGUCUGAGAUGCUCGGCAUGGACUACAACUACCAGGUGGCUGCCCGUCGCCACCAGCCGGUCAACAAUGACGCUCCGUUGGGUGAGCUCGCCAAGAAGCCCUAGAGAUUUUGACUUGGGUGGCUCCUGGAGCAUAAGAGAAGCUGAAUCUUGCUUUAUAGAUACAUCUAACCACAGUAGCCAUUAGCAAAUGGUUAGCUUAACUAGGUAGGAGGAACUCGCUCUCCAAGCCACAUGUAGCCCAUGCUUGGUCCUCAUGGAACAAUCUGAGGUCGGUGGAAUGGGCGAUUUUGGUUGUAAUGUGCUUGCAUGGAGUCUCCAUGAUGGAGAGCAUCUGUAAUUUGUGGACCAGCAGCAUUUCUGAAG
This is a messenger RNA of Phragmites australis (common reed), 956 nucleotides long. RefSeq lists its product as uncharacterized. The transcript has 4 exons. The record is from RefSeq and is a predicted model, not a curated record. Gene Ontology annotation, biological process: regulation of root meristem growth. Lineage: Eukaryota; Viridiplantae; Streptophyta; Magnoliopsida; Poales; Poaceae. Bases 294 to 695 code for a protein of 133 amino acids. Gene Ontology annotation, molecular function: growth factor activity.